Molecule: messenger RNA, 753 nt
Organism: Telopea speciosissima
Lineage: Eukaryota; Viridiplantae; Streptophyta; Magnoliopsida; Proteales; Proteaceae
Exons: 1
Coding region: 1-753 (250 amino acids)
Molecular function (GO): nucleic acid binding; zinc ion binding
Source: RefSeq, a predicted model, not a curated record
AUGGAGAGGAUCUUCGAGGUGCUUCGAUGUGUGAACGAAGACAAAAUUAGGUGUGUUGCCUUCCAAUUUAGAGGCGAGGCUGAUUCUUGGUGGCAAUCCACUAAAGAUAACUUCAGGCAACUGCAUCCCAACCCUACAUGGGAUCAGUUCACGGAGACUUUCCUAGGAAACUACUUUCCUCAGAGCUUUCGCGAUCAGAAGGAGGCUGAGUUCAUGAGCCUGACCCAGGGGCCCAAGUCAGUCCUUCAGUACCAGCAGAUUUUUGAAGAGCUCUUCUAUUUUGCUCCCGUGCAUAUGAAGCCUGAUGCCGUCAAGGCCAGGAAAUUUGAGAAGGGGCUGAGACCCAGUAUUAUCACAUCAGUGGUAUUGCACAAUCUCCCCUCUUAUGCAGAAGUGGUCCAGGCCACCAAAGUGAUUGAGGACAAACAGCGAGAGAACUACCGUGCUCUCAAGAUGGCACGUCAGAGGCCAAUGGCAUUCACAGAUUCUAGGGGACCAAGCGAGGCACAGGAGAGGCAAUACGUCGGCUCAACUUCAAUACAGAGCAGCACAACAGAAGUGGACCCGACAUUUCAGUCACCCCCACCUAUGGUGACACCUUUGUCGUAUGGACCUAACAUUCGUUGCUACACUUGCCACGAGUUGGGGCACAUGUCCAGGAGUUGUACGCAAUGCGAGUCUGUGAAUAUACCGUAUGUACGCCAUAACUGUAAUCAGCUGGGUCAUAAGUUCAGGAGUUGCCCACAAGGAUAA